AUGAAUAGCAGAUGCAUAUUAUGUGCUGCGAUACGUGAGGCGCGAUAUCUGAAAAGUGCGUUCGUAGUUCGUAGAGCGGGAAGCGUGAGGCGUCUCGCCGUAGUCCCACGCGGUGUCGGAGUGGGCAUCCUUCGCACUCCCGCCUCCGGGCACUCGUUGCGUCCCGCCGCACCUCCCGCCUACUACGAUCAUUCAAAUAGAUCACUUUAUUUACCCUUCUCAUCC
Messenger RNA from Brenthis ino (lesser marbled fritillary), 225 nucleotides. Lineage: Eukaryota; Metazoa; Arthropoda; Insecta; Lepidoptera; Nymphalidae. The record is from the annotation of a GenBank genome assembly.